GGGAGUGGGCGGGGCCAGGGCUGAGGCGGAGCGGCAACGACGACGCCUCAGAGAGAGGGAGAGAGCGGCAGUCGCUGGUGCCUCGUCCGCCGGCCUUUCUCCGCCUCCUCCUUCCCUCCCGCGACGGUGGCAGCGGGUGAAGGAGCCGCUGGCGGGAGGCCGCCCGGAGCCCCGGCCUCACCUCCUCCUCCUCCUCCUUUGCCGCCGCCUGGGCAGGAUGGGAGCGCCAUGAGCCCCGAGCCGGAGCCGCCUCCUCCGCCUCCUCUUCCCCCUCUGCCAGGCGCAGGGCCGGAGGUGGUGGCCCUGACUGUGGCGGCGGCUGUGGUGGAGGGCGACGCGGCCAAGAAGUGCGGGAGCCGCAUCAUGCUGGUCCGGAGGAGGGUCGGCCUCAAGCCUGUCGGCUCGGCCGCUUCGCAAGGUAUUGGCCGACCAAGUGUGUACCAUGCGGUGAUUGUCAUCUUCCUUGAGUUCUUUGCUUGGGGGCUGCUCACAACACCCAUGCUCACAGUUUUACGUGAAACUUUUCCUCAGCAUACAUUUCUAAUGAAUGGCCUCAUCCAAGGAGUGAAGGGUUUUUUAUCCUUCAUGAGUGCUCCGCUUAUAGGUGCUCUCUCAGAUGUCUGGGGAAGAAAAUCAUUUCUUCUGGUUACUGUUUUCUUCACUUGUGUCCCAAUUCCAUUAAUGAAGAUAAGUCCAUGGUGGUAUUUUGCUAUGAUUUCGGUAUCUGGAAUUUUUGCUGUUACCUUCUCUGUAAUAUUUGCCUAUGUAGCAGACAUAACACAAGAACAUGAAAGAAGUACGGCAUAUGGACUGGUCUCUGCCACAUUUGCAGCAAGUUUGGUAACUAGCCCUGCCAUUGGAGCACACCUCUCUACCCUCUAUGGAGAUAAUUUGGUGGUAUUAAUUGCAACUGUUGUAGCUGUUGUAGAUAUCUGCUUCAUUCUGCUCGCUGUACCAGAAUCUCUACCUGAAAAAAUGAGACCACCUUCAUGGGGAGCCCUUAUAUCAUGGGAACAAGCAGAUCCUUUCGCAUCUUUGAGAAAAGUUGGGAAGGAUUCUACAAUCUUGCUGACUUGCAUAACUGUCUUUCUUUCGUAUCUACCUGAAGCUGGCCAGUAUUCUAGCUUUUUUCUGUACCUGAGACAAGUGAUAAAAUUUGAAUAUGCUAGCAUUGCAGCAUUCAUAGCAGUGAUUGGAAUUCUUUCCAUAGUUGCUCAGACUAUUUUUCUCAGUAUCCUGAUGAGAUCUAUAGGGAAUAAAAAUACAGUACUCCUUGGCCUUGGUUUUCAAAUGUUCCAGCUAGCCUGGUAUGGUUUUGGUUCUCAACCUUGGAUGAUGUGGGCAGCAGGAGCGGUAGCAUCCAUGUCGAGUAUUACAUUCCCAGCAAUCAGUGCUCUCGUGUCCCGAAAUGCAGACUCAGAUCAACAAGGAGUUGUGCAGGGAAUAAUAACUGGUAUCAGAGGCCUGUGCAAUGGUCUUGGCCCUGCUCUCUAUGGCUUUAUUUUUUUCCUUUUCCACGUGGAACUUAAUGAGUUGGCCCCUGUUCAAGAUAAAACGACGAUGCAGGAUCCAAGUGAUGAGAGUUCAAUCAUACCUGGUCCACCUUUCCUGUUUGGAGCAUGUGCAGUCCUUCUAGCUUUUCUGGUUGCCUUAUUCAUCCCUGAGCACAGUAAAGCCAGCAGUUCCCGGAAGCACAGCAACAGCAUCAGCAGUAUCCAGAGCAACAACCCAGAUCGAGGCAGCGAUGAGGACAUUGAACCACUGCUGCAAGACAGCAGCGUAUGAGAGUUAGAUUUUUCUGAUGUUAAUAUUGACUGCAAACAAGCAAAAUCCAUGCACUGAGCUCUGGAUUCAGAGCGUAACUUUACUGGAGGGAGCUUUUGACUUAUCAGAAGCUUUGCACAUUUCACCCACCUAAGGUACAUUGUGUAAGUGGCCACUGAUGUUCAAUCAAGGCAGAUUUCAGCCACUUACUGUGCUUUCUGAAUAACAGUCCAAAGUAGUUAUUUUAUGUAUCUGUGGAAAUCCUACCAAGCCCAAUACUGAACGUCGGAAUUAUGGAAUACAUUAUCUUCGAAAACACUGAGCACCUAAAUUCACUGUGAACAGAUCACAGCCCCUGCGAGAAGUAGCAAGUAGUCAAUUUUUUUUCCAUUAUGCCUUUCCAUUGGAUAUGUACUCCUUCGUAGCCCUCUUGGGUUUGGGAAAAUACUAUAUACAAAUAAAUGUUACUGAUAGAAAAAGUCUAUUAUGAAAUCUCUCCAUCAAUAUUUCCCUGUUUUUCUCUUAUCAUGUUGUCUAAAUAAAUUGAAAUAUUGCAUAACUAUUGAUGAAGUAUUGCAGGAGAACUUCAGGCAUUGAAAUAGAGGUUAUUUUCUUGUUUUUCAACCCUUAUGUCCAAAGACUCUUAAUGUACCAUGUAUAAAAAGGGCUCCAUUUGGAAUCUUAAAGGGGCAAAGACAAUUCUUUGCUUUUGGAAGGCAUAAGUUGCUCACUGAACUAGCUGGCAUCCCCAAUGUAGCUAGUUCUAACAAACUAAUUAACUGGAUGCUGAGGCAAUUUACAUUGACUUGUGUGUAUUUACUACAUCAUCUGUCACUUUUUGAUCUGCCAUAUGAAGCACUUCCAAACCUGUUGAUUUCACUCCUGCCUUAACUGCUAGUACACAUUUGUUAUCAUCUAUAUUUAGUCUUUAUAUCAAUCUCUGAAGAAUCUCAUGGAACUGUAAUUAUGAAAUGCUUCUCCAAAAGAGGCUUUAAAGAUGGUUUAGUUUCUACACAGUAUCAAGCUAUAAUUUUUGGGGGCAUUUUAUGAAAUUGCACAGAUUUCUAUGUAUUUUGCUGCAGUGGAAAAGGACCAUUACACAAAAAUCUAGCAAAGUACUCUUAUGAAUGUUUUAUAUGUAUUGAAAUAUAUGUAGAUAUUUGUAAGAAGUUUUACUUUUUCCAGAUGAGAUAAUGUGUAAAUCUUGUAUUUAUAAAUGUAAUGAGGAUGUUGACAGAUAUACAGCUUUUAUAAAGGAUUGUGUAUUGACUGACCAAAAUUUAAAUAUAUAUAUUUUGAAACUUGUUCCGCCUUAAGCAAAGAUAUCAAACCUUUUGUACUAUGCAGUUUGGUUUUUAAGUUAAUAAGCUUCCUAAUGCAUAAUAAAUUUGCAACCUAAAGUA
Anolis sagrei ordinatus is the source of this 3167-nucleotide messenger RNA. Its product is annotated as hippocampus abundant transcript-like protein 1. The record is from RefSeq and is a predicted model, not a curated record. Gene Ontology annotation, biological process: transmembrane transport. Lineage: Eukaryota; Metazoa; Chordata; Lepidosauria; Squamata; Anolidae. Gene Ontology annotation, molecular function: transmembrane transporter activity. Gene Ontology annotation, cellular component: membrane.